Messenger RNA from Rubroshorea leprosula, 683 nucleotides. Lineage: Eukaryota; Viridiplantae; Streptophyta; Magnoliopsida; Malvales; Dipterocarpaceae. The record is from the annotation of a GenBank genome assembly.
CAAAGAAACAAACAACGUUUGUCAUCAUAUAUUGUAACUCUCUCCAUCUGUUUCCAAUGGAAAUAUCAAAAGCAGCAGCUGUGCGCAUGACCACUAUUUUCUUCUCAUUCCUGGCCUUGUCAUUCUUGGCCGCAAGCAUCGACUACGAGGAUUACUGUUUCCCACCUCCCUCCCUGCUCAACCGGACGUGCACCACGGCUAUUUGCGGCCAAUACUGUUUUUCUACUUACCGCUAUCCAAAUGGAUAUUGCGAUCAGCAAGGCUACUGUGUUUGCUAUGGUGACUUCCCGUGCGAUGCCGAUCCUUGUACAGGUAAUAAUUAUUGCAAGGGAUGGUGUGAGUCCAAUGGCUAUCUCAAUGACUCUGCCUUCUGCGAUGAACAAGGCACCUGCUUUUGCACUCCUCCUCCUCCAGUACAGCAGGCUCCGAGUCCCCCUUCCAAUGUGCAGAGUCCGAGUCCCCCUCCCUGUAUAUAAAGUUGUAACUCUUCAAAGACCCAAAAAAAAAAAAAAAAAGUUCUUAUACGCCAAUGGGUAUGUUCUCUUUCUGAAGCUUAAUUUGAGUAUGUCGUCCUCUGUACUCAUCCCCCACAAACAAUAAAAAAGCUCUGAGGAUGAGAGAGCUUGCUGUGUCAUCAUUGUUCCUUCGUGUAUGUUUAUAAAAAAUAAACAAAACUUGCAAAU